UGUAUGCCUAUUCAACGCUAAUAUAUUUAACUCCCCGUCGCUGUAUACAAAGCAUUCGGUUAGCUUUGAUACAGGGGAAAAGAUGUAUUUGGAUUUUUUUCUCAUUAUAUGAUACGGGGCUAUAUUACUGCAAUUCCCAACAUUGUGUGACGGAACUACCAUUGAUAUGUUUAUAAUAAUUUAAAGUGGAAAAAGAAUACCUAACUGAUUUAUUUUGAAUUAACGGCUACAAUAGCUUGAAUACAAAUUAACCGCAAAUAGCUCUGGAUUAAAACGAAUUAAAGUCGGUAAAAAAUUAAGAUUGUGUUAAAGGCUGAAUUUCUCCGGGGCGACGCUGAAUUACUUAAAAUUUCGUGACAUGUGCAAAAGGGAUAUCUUAUUAAUUCAAACGAAGAGCUAAUUUAUUGUGAAUUCCAUGCGGCGUUUGAAGUGAUUUUGGAUUAACUUUUAAAAGCAUACGGAAUUCCUGGCGGGUAGAUAAACAAUACGUACGACGAAAAACUUCACUUCAAAGGAAAGAAGACCAGAUGAUAUGAAAUGAAGGAGUGAACACGAUAUUUCUUUUAUCUUUCGUAAAACAAGAAAUAAUAAAAUAUUCAUCUAAAACCCAUAAAUCAUAGCACUAAAUGGGAAAUAGAUUAUUCGGUUCUAUGAAGUGUACCAAAACAAAGUAAUUAAUCUGUGAGUAGCUUUAGUUACGAAUUAAUGGUAUAAAGUCAUAGUGGAUAUAAGAUGGAAUAGAAAAUGUGCUGGAGGAAUAGUAAAAGAAAAAGAGCACGUGGAUAAAUGGAACAAUAACAAAGUCAUGUGACAACAAUGCUGACACGGACAUUCGGAUACUUGGUCACGUGGUAUAACUUGUUGCCGCCCUUUGCGACCAUAUAUUACAUCUUAUACAUCAUGCUUGGAGUGAUACACGGAACCAUUACAUACCGACUACCUGAAUAUUGUGACACACCCUCGAAUGUGACUUGCUACAAGGGUGAUAGGGCGAUCCUUCAGUGUUGCGUAAAAUAUCUUGGGACAAAACAGGUAGUAAUCUGGAAGAAGGUUAACGAGAACUUUGCACUGACGUAUGGAGAGAUGGUGUUCGUAAGUGACCCAGAUAUCAGUAUAGAUCAUCUACCUCAUCGGGAAGAAUGGAAUCUCAUUAUAAGCAAUGUACAAACCAGGCACGCCGGCCUUUACGAGUGUCAGAUUAGUACAAAAGAAGAUUUAAGAAAAUAUGUGCAGCUCAAUGUUUUAGAUGAACCUGCUCCAAGAAGAGAUGCAAUUUCAAUCGAUGGUCCGCAGUUUGUUGAUAAGGGUAAAAAGCUAGUGCUGACUUGUAACGCUACCGGACAAAUGUUUCCGCCCGAAGAUAUAGACUGGUUUAAAGAUGGACAAAAAAUUAAACAGAACCAAAAUAGAGGAAUAAGUAUCGCAAAGUUUAGAAUUGCAAAGACAAAAAUGUUACACAGUCAGAUGGAAAUUGAUAAAGCCGAUAUGGAUGAUAAAGGUGUAUACAUCUGUAGAAGCUCAGAUUUAGCCAUCACAAGCACAAAUGUUAUAGUUUUAAAUGGGUCUGCAAAGAGAUCAAGGAAAAAGAUUCCUCCAAAAUUAGACGAAAAUAAACAUAAUGUAAUGAAAUCUGCAGAAACAAAUCAUAUGAAGCGAGGUGGUGGAAAUUUAAAUGCAAAUCCAAACCACAGUGAUACAUCUGCGUCUACAAGCGCUGCUUGCAACCUUGCAUUUCUUCUUCAAAAUGGCAACACGUGUACAAACCUAUUGACUAUGUUGUGUUGUAUGUUUGUGGCUCUACACAUAUGUAACAGAACUUAAAUAAAUAUGCCUUUUGUGACAAUGUUACUGUCACAGAGCUGAGAAACAGGUUUGACUGUAUGAUGCAAUAACAAGUUACUAUUAUAUAGUUACAAAUUACUGAAACCGUCAUACAGUUAAGUUUGUAUGAGAAUGUGUGACACCACAGACUAACCUCAUAAGCUGAAACUGUGUAUGAAGCAAUUCAGUUCUGUGAUGAAUUAAUAGAUGGAAAGGGGUAUACAUGGUGUGAAGUUAUAGAACAGUAUCAUUGAUUAACUUACACUGCAAUAAUAAGUAUACACAUGUCUGAAGCUGCAUGCUUAGUGCGUGUGAAACAGAAAACGGGUAUGACGCUCCGCUUGCAGAUUGGAGGGAUCAAUAUUCUAUGGAUCCUAACGUUUAUCAUGUGUGCAUUUCACACUUACAUUAAAUAGUCUUAUGGAGAUGACAAUGAUAUUACGACUAUUUGGAUAGUUAUUAAUUUGACAUGUUUUGAAAAAUGUUUAAUUUAGACAUUCAUGUGAUUAUGACCUACAUUAGUGUACAACUAUACCAUUGACCGACGCAUUCAAAAUUAAAGCAGGUCGUGGAAUGUGAAUUCAAUUAGUGUAAAAUAGUCUGUGUUUGUAAUUCGAUAAAGUGUUGGCAGAAGCUUCUGCCUAGCCAAUGGUAAUCUGUCACUACUCUAAGGUUUGUUAUAGGACAAUAACCUCUCCGGUCUGUAAGAUUUUAGUAAUAUUUCACACAUCGUUAACCAUUAGUCAUAAUGAUUCUGUGAAUUGUAAGGACUAUUGACAGUUGGUUUACAAGUUGAUUCAUUUUUCUCCGUAUAUUUCACGAAGUAUGAUGAUCAUAUUAUGAAAUUUAUGAAUUAUUUGUUAGGACAAACCAAUAAUACAGAUAUUUGUUUCUGUUUAACUCAGUAAGAAAAGUUUAUAGGGACAUACGAUUUGUCAGACUGGAAACUAUUAUUUGUUAAAAGUAUUUGCUGAUCAGGCUUCCAUCAUUUUAUCAUAGAAAAUAAUAUUUCAGUAAGAAAUAACGUGCACUUGUAAUAUCCCUAAAGGUAUAUCCUUACCACUUUGUAAAUGAUAAGUUGCAUAGAUGUAUUGAAACUUUCAAGGGAUACAGUUGGACAUUGUAGCUAUUUUAGGAUUUUUUUUUAUACUUUUAAUUAAGCCCGCCCGCUUAGCUGUAGUGAGAGCGUUGGUCUACGGAUCACGGGGUUGCAAGUUCGAUCCUCGGACUGGGCGUAUGUUCUCCGUGACGAUUUGAUUAAAGACAUUGUGUCUGAAAUAAUUCGUCCUCCACCUCUGAUAAUUCGUGUGGGGAAGUUGGUAUUACUUGCGGAGAACAGGUUUGUACUGGUACAGAAUCCAGGAACACUGGUUAGGUAAACUGCCCGCCGUUACAUGACUGAAAUGCUGUUGAAAAACGGUGUGAAACCCAAAACAAACAAACAAAACAUUAAGCCUUAUUUACAAUGUUAAUCCGAUGGCAGAUGUGAUACUUCGAAACAAGCGAUAUAUUCUUAUUUUAAAACGCAUUGAUUCUAUAAUUCAUCGGUCCUAAUCAAAAUGGGUAUGCCAGUCAGUUACCCGUACAUUACCUUGUGAUUCAGUUAGGUUCAUAUGGGUCAUUUAUAAGACAGCAUAUAACAUUAUUAUACUAUUUUACACCAUGAUUGAAAUACUUCCUGAGUGUAUUCUUAUGGCAGUAGUUAAAACUAUAACCGCUUCGUCAGAACAAUAUUUAUUGAGCUCUCGUCAUAAGGUCACUAAUAUAUUCCGCUGGCUGGUUUUGGCAUUCCAUGAGUGUCUAUUUUGAUAAAAACAUUGACUCAAAUUACGAAGCUAGUGUGUCCUACAAUAUAAUAUUGUGUAUAUUUUAUAAAACUUUCAAGAUGAAAACCCAUCCCUUAUAGCAUUCCAAAUUUUGUAUCAUAGAACACGUUUAUGUCUAACAUUUGUUAAAAUAGUUUUGUUAAAUAAUUAUAGUCAAAGUACUUAUUUUCCUUUUACUAAUUCUCCACAAAAUAAUGUUUGUAUAUGUUUGGAUUAUUUUUUAUAGUUGAGACAGGCGUAUAAAAAAAAGAAAUUUGUUUUACGAAGUGAUAAUUGAACGAAGGUUGUUAUAAACUGAUUUCAAAGUAGAAGUUCUUAAUGUAAUGUCGAUGCUAGCGCACGCGUUUGCUGUUCGGACUUUUUUUCACUGAAAGACUCAGUAUACACCUUAUUGGGUCAAAUGUGCAAAUAAUUUAAGAUUGAUAGAUAUCAGAGUCGGAAAUGUACAGUUUGUCCACAAAAAGCAAAAUAUUUAGCCCUACUAGAAAGAUUUUAAGCCCUUGUACAUUUCAUAUAAUUGAAACCCGUAUUACUGGACAUUCGUAGAAUGAAGACGCAUAAAGGUAGUUCUGCACGUCUGGAUAAAAAAAAUUCUGCAAUAUCCUUUCCGCAGCCUUAACGUACUAAAACGUAUUCGCGUCUGAUGGCCCUUUCACGCUUCCGUAGAAACAACAUUUAUUACACGAAACUUAUUUUGAAAAUAUUUCUGAAAUGUCUAGGUCUGCAACUCUCAAAUACAGUUAUAUCUUACAUCUGAGGCAUAUACUGACACUCUCAGACAACAUCAAAAAUGACAUUUUGAGCGAUUUGAUGAAGUUCCAAAAUUAUCGAUGUACCCUUGGUCCGUUACGGACCCCUGUGGGAUUUCUGUUUAUCCAGAGCUCAAAUAUUUUUUUAUAGAUUAAAAGCUGACAUGCUGUACUAAAGCCCAGGUAAUUUCAAUUCGUAAUAAAGUGCUGAAAAUUGGCUCCCCAAUAGCAAAAAAUAAAAAAACAGAAGUCCACGCGCAUACAUUUAGACGGGGUGACGCCUGCGCGUGACCCCUGACUAUCUACGAAUCAAAAUGCGGCUUUCGUUUUCAAGUUUAGCAUUUCUACUUUCAUUUUAUUUACUUCCGGAAAUAGCUGAAGGUCGAGUGACGUCAUUUUCUGUGUUUUCAAAAACAUACAUGUGCCUGGCGAGAUUGCAUAAAUAUGUGCUGGCCGUCCUAAUGAUAUAGAAUUAAUUUGAUAAACUCUGAUUUUUCAGAAUAUACUAAGAAAGUUCUGAAAAUAAAACAAUAAGGUCAAGUACUUAACUUUUUGCUAGACUUAUUUAUAAAAUUUGGACCUCGGGAACGUUUUCAUAAUGGUAGUCUUCGGGAAAAUCACAAUGUUGAUAUCAUUUUCGCGAAUAUAAUUGUUUCUACAAUGUAGAUUUUAAUGAAAAUUGUCACAGUCAUAAAUAAACAUAUUAAGUACAAUAUGGUGAAGUAAAAUGUAUAGGGCCAUGUGCUUGUUUUUGAGAAUUUGCCCAUGAGAGAGAGACCCGCACAUUUCAAACUAAUUUUAAGACUUUAUUUUGGAAUUCCUUAAAAUGUCAGAAGUUCAUAUAUCAUAUUUUAUCUUAAGAAGGACAGUAACAUUGUAUUUUUAAAACAUUUACUCACGAGUUGCCAUUAGUUAAUAAAAUAUAAUUCAUUUCCGUAUGCCGAGUCCAGACUUUAUACCAUGUUAUCCGGAUAAAUGACGUCACGCCAUUACUUCCGGGUUAUCAAACGUGCAGGACUGCCUUAAUUUAUAAUUGUGAACUUCUGUUUAAUCAAUACAAUUCA
Molecule: messenger RNA, 5460 nt
Organism: Mercenaria mercenaria
Lineage: Eukaryota; Metazoa; Mollusca; Bivalvia; Venerida; Veneridae
Product: immunoglobulin superfamily DCC subclass member 3-like
Exons: 10
Coding region: 817-1821 (334 amino acids)
Biological process (GO): synapse organization
Cellular component (GO): neuron projection membrane
Source: RefSeq, a predicted model, not a curated record